AUGGACACCACACCCAGGCGCAGCACUCGCUUGCAGGCUGCCUUGCAGGAGGGCAGGUCCGGUUUCAGUCCUCUCCUGGAAAGCGCCAGCGCCGCCAGCAGCGCUCCAAAGCAGUGCGGCGCCUGUCUGCUCGAUGUCGACACAGCCAGCAAAGAGGGUGAGUUCGUGGCCGUGCUGGACUCCUGCAACCCAACGCACUUCUUUCACGUAAGGUGCAUCUCGACCUGGGCAGAGCAGGAGAACACAUGCCCAUUGUGCAAGAACAGGUUUUACCGGAUUGGUGUCUACGACACUAACGGCGACUUGCGACGCAUCAUCACUGCAGAAGAGAAAGAUCAGAAUUCAGAAGGAGAGACGAGUGCUGAAUUUGAAGAUCACGUGUGCAGCAUCUGCAAGCGACCAGGAGGGGAUGACGCUCUCCUGCUGUGCGAUGGACGCAACGGUCGCUGCCGUGGGGCUGCCCACUUCUACUGUGUCGGCCUGCCCGGAGUACCGGAAGGAGACUGGUUUUGUGCCGAGUGCCAGGAGUUUCCAUUGUCGGAGUUCGUGCAAGAUGCAGUAGAGGAUAACCAGGAGCCUCUCGGUGCGAACCUGAAGAAGGAGGUCGUGCCGGAAAGCAAAAGCAGUGCAGCCAAGCGAUCUCCCUCGCAAUCGCCGGUGGCAAACAGAAAGACGAGUCCCAAGAAGUCCAAGUCCCGGAGUAGAGAGCAAGAGGCAGACACAGCCGGGAAAGACGGUGCGAGAAGCUCUUCCUCGAAGUCGAAGAGACCUCUUCCUUCGGAUGCUCCGUCGCUCACCGGCUCCAGCUCUCCGGACCCUGCGGUUCCCAAGUGGAUCUACCGAAAAGGGCCCUGCUUGUUUGUGGAUCUGGGUGGUCGUCGCAUAAAGGAUUCUGCUGCUGCAACGGUGGCUAAGUUUCUCCAAUCAGUGUUGGAGAAGGUGAAGGGGGUCAGGACCGGAUCUACAGCUUUGGACCUUUGCUUGCUGCUCGCUGGAAAUCGCUUGAGCAGAAGUGGCCUCGAAGCGUUCCUCAAGGUUGCGAAAGAGACAGGACAUCACGUGUCAUGCCUAGAUGUGGAGCGCAACCGACUCGACCCAGAAGCAAUGCAGUGGCUCGCAGAGUGGUUGACAAGGCAGCGAAGGGGUCCACCGCAGAAGAUUCUGCUCUCUCACAAUCGUAGCAUCGGCGAUGAAGCGGCCAAAGACUUUCUGCAGUUAUUAGGUCGGUCGCAGUCAGGAAGAGAGAUCCCACUGUGGAUUGAAGCCAGGUUUGUGGGCAUAAAGGACAUCGAUGCACUUUUGGAUGCCGUGUCUGUGGACAUCAACCUUUGCAUGGCUCUGGACAGCGAUGCUUGCGGUCCAGGCCGCUGCGCCUCACACUCUGCCAGUGAACCUGGACCGCAUCUGCACCUGCCGGGGAUACUUGAGCAGCACUCGAACUCCGAACUGAUCCCUAUCGCACAAGACACCUCCACCGCCGAGACUUGGAAGCGCUCUUUGUCUGAAUCGCGAGCUUCGCAGCAGCGGGAUCGUGCCAGGCCUUCUGCCAAGGGCUCUGCCAGAGAACCUGAGGAGCCGGGGGACAGCCAAGCAAGCCAAGCCAGCCAAGUAGAAGCCGAAUUACUGGAGUCACUGGAGCAAGAGCGUGCUCAGCGAAAAGCGUGGGCAAACUCCUUGGGUAGGUCCGUUGUGGCGGAGAUGCCAACCCAGGACCUUCCAGCACCUGCCCCGAGCUAUGGAUUGUGGGACCUGGUUCGUGCAGAGCAGCGGAAGAAGCGUCGAUCCGUGGGGCACGUGGGGUCUUAA
This is a messenger RNA of Symbiodinium sp. CCMP2456, 1806 nucleotides long. The record is from the annotation of a GenBank genome assembly. NCBI's taxonomy places the organism in Eukaryota, Dinophyceae, Suessiales, Symbiodiniaceae.